Molecule: messenger RNA, 1189 nt
Organism: Medicago truncatula (barrel medic)
Lineage: Eukaryota; Viridiplantae; Streptophyta; Magnoliopsida; Fabales; Fabaceae
Product: protein EXORDIUM-like 2
Exons: 1
Coding region: 106-1020 (304 amino acids)
Source: RefSeq, a predicted model, not a curated record
UCUAAACAGCUUGUAUAGUAUAUAUAUAUAUAUAUUUUUUUUUUUAAAAUACCAUAGUAUUUGAUUUAAAACAACGUUUGUUGUGAGUUGCUUAGAAGAAAAAAUAUGAUGCUCAAUUACAAGUUUGCUAUGAUAUGCUGUCCUCUAUUUGUGAUGUUAGUAGCAAUGCUCCACCCUUCAUUGGGAGAACAGGUAGAACCUCAACCUUUGAUUCUAAAAUACCACAAUGGCCCACUCCUAAAAGGCCGGAUCACCGUUAAUCUCUUAUGGUACGGUAGCUUCAAUCCAAUCCAACGUUCAAUAAUCGUCGACUUCAUAAACUCACUCACCACCUCUCCUAAGGCCCCACUUCCCUCCGUUGCAUCAUGGUGGAAAACCAUAGAGAAUUACAAGAGAGGAGGAUCGUCUACAAUUGUUGUAGGGAAACAAAUUAUGCACCAACGUUAUGCUCUUGGUAAAAACUUAAAAGGGACCCACCUUGUUUCCCUUGCUUCUGUCUUCAAAUACGCUCCAAAUGCCGUGAAUAUUAUUUUCACGGCUGAGGAAGUUACAGUUGAAGGUUUUUGUGGUCGAUGUGGGACUCACGGGUCUAUCCGAUCAGUUAGGAGAAGAAACCGAAUUCCUUACAUUUGGGUUGGAAACUCUGAGACCCAAUGUCCUGGUCAAUGCGCAUGGCCAUUUCACCAACCAAUUUACGGGCCCCAAACACCACCGUUAGUUGCUCCUAACGGCGAUAUUGGUGUUGAUGGAAUCAUUAUUAACCUUGCAACUCUAUUGGCUGGUACCGUUACAAAUCCGUUUAAUACCGGAUAUUUUCAAGGUCCACCAACGGCGCCAUUAGAGGCUGUUUCGGCUUGCACCGGGGUGUUUGGAAGUGGAGCGUAUCCGGGUUAUCCGGGUCGGGUUAUUUGGAACAGAGCUACUGGUGCGAGCUAUAAUGCGCAUGGAGUGAAUGGUAGGAAGUACUUGUUGCCAGCGAUGUGGGACCCGCAAACAAAGGGUUGCAGAACACUCUUGUGAUGAUUGAAUGGAAGAAAGUACUUGUAAAUUCUAUUUAUGUGAAGUGAAAGAAACAUGUUCUAAAUAUGGAAAACGUAAAUUAUGUAAAAAUAAGCAAUAUUGUACUUUAUUUACGUGUACUACGUAAAUCUUUUUCUUCUUAAUUUGAAAAUGGAUAUUGAUUUUUUUA